Coregonus sp. 'balchen' is the source of this 1254-nucleotide messenger RNA. Lineage: Eukaryota; Metazoa; Chordata; Actinopteri; Salmoniformes; Salmonidae. The record is from the annotation of a GenBank genome assembly.
UAAAAUCCACAGAAGAAGAAGAAUCAUCAUCAUCAUCAUCCACAACAACGAAGAUGUCGGAUCAAUACGCCACUGUCCAGAGUGGCUCCCUGAAAUUGAAAGGGAUUGGAGUUGUUUCCGCAGGUAAAAAGUAUGUAUUUCAUGUUAUUAUUACUUAUAAGUCAAUGUGCUCUAAAAGUUGUCCACACCUAUGUAUCUCUUUCACCUGGGACGUGAAAGAGUAGCUAGCUCUCUGUCCCUAUAAACCAGCUAAGUUAGCUAACCAGCUAAAGUUAGCUUAGCUACAAGCACACAUGGUAACAACAGCAACAUCAUCGGUUGUUCACUGUAAAUUGUUACAUACGUAGCUAGUGUCAGCCUACUCAAAUUCAUGUAGCUUUAAGUGCAAGUAAACAGACAUCUACUAUUUGCUUCAAACCUUUAGCUGUCGUAACUAUGUAACGUUAGCUAACUAGUUAGCUACCUUGCUAGCUUCUCAUCAACACCCUUUCAUAUACUGGCAUUAUUUUACUAUUUUAGAAAGAAGAAGAAGGACAAGGAGAAGAAGCAACGUUUGGAGCAGCAAAUUAAUACAAAUCGAAACGAAGAGGAGGAGACCAAGAGUGGAUACAUUGACAAAAGAACACCAGCUCAAAUCGCAUUUGACAAGAUGCAAGAGAAGAGGGUAAUCCUCAUUGUCCUAAAUGUAUUGUCCAAUUGAUGUUAAAGCACUGACAUAGAGACAAUGUAGGUCAUGUGAUGAAAUAAUUAAUUCCAGUUUACAAUACCAUUAUUCACCCCCACCUUUUCAAUUUCUUUCAGCAAAUGGAGAGGAUUUUGAACAAAGCAGAAAAAACUCACAAGCGGAGAGUUGAGGUAAGACCUUUAUUAUUUGAUGCAUUUACUGUAAUUCAGAAAGUACGCUUGGAGAAAUUUGAGUUCUACAAACCCCUGGCAUACUAUAAACAACAGUAUUUUUGUUGUAUUUCAGGAUUUCAACCGUCACCUGGACAGCCUGACAGAACAUUACGAUAUUCCUAAAGUCAGCUGGACCAAAUGAAGAGGACUCCAGGAUCACUUUUAUUUUAGAAUAUGCUUUAGAAGUUCCCUUUAUGGCGGUUGUGAUCCAUGAUCUGAGCGCACUCUGACACUCCAGAGUGAAUUUACGAACACACCCUUUGUGUGAAUACAUUUUGGUUCCAUAUGCUGAAUUAUACUAGAUUACACAGGAAUGCUGUUGUAAUCAUGUGUAUUUUAUUAAAGUUAGUUACUUUU